Molecule: messenger RNA, 933 nt
Organism: Rotaria sordida
Lineage: Eukaryota; Metazoa; Rotifera; Eurotatoria; Philodinida; Philodinidae
Source: the annotation of a GenBank genome assembly
AUGGAAGAUAGAAUAAAAAAAAUUCUUUUCAAUGAAUAUAAUUUAAAUGUAGAAAAAUUGACUUUACUUGAAGGUGGUUUUCGUCCAGAUGAAAUAUAUUUACUUAUUACUGUUGAUCAAAUGAAAUAUGUUGUUAAAUAUAUUGAAUAUAAUCAUAGUUUUGAACAUCUUCAAUCAAUAUUAAUAUUUGAAAAUAUUUUACAUGAUUUAUAUAAAUAUCCAUGUCCAAAAAUAAUUCUUUCUAUAAAUGAACAAUUAUUUAUUUUUGAUAAUCAACGUUGUCUUUUUGUUCAAACAUUUAUUCAAGGAAUAGAACCAAAUAGAGAAAUAAUUGAUAAAAAUAAUUCUUAUUUACAUCAAAUGGGUUCACUUUUAGCACAAUGGAGAAUUGCUUCAAGUCAUUAUUCAUUAAAUAUUCAUUUUAAUGAAGAAGAUCAAGAAUUAACUGAAAAAUGGUGGAAUAAACAACAAAUAAAUAAUAUUGAUCCUUUUCUUCUAUCAAAUGUUAUCGAAUGUAAAGAAUAUUUUAGAAAUUUAAAUGUAAAUUUUCAGCAUGGUCUUAUUCAUAAUGAUUUUCAUACGAAUAAUUCAAUAAUAACAAAUGAUGAAAAGAUCUAUAUUAUUGAUUUUGUUGAUGCUUGUCAAUCAGUAUUUAUAUCUGAUUUAGGAACAUCUUUAUUUCAUUUAUUAAUUGAUAAACAUAAUGGAGAACAUCGAGCUAAAACAUUUUUAGAAGGAUAUCAACAAAUUUUAAAAUUAACAUUAGAAGAAAAAGAUGCUCUUCACAAAUUUGUUCAAUUUAAAUUAACAAUGAGUAUCAUUGCAGAUUUAAAUGCUUCCUGUGAUUUAAAUGAGCCUUUCAUUCAAUCUUGUUUUGAUUUGUUGAAAAAACUCAAAAAUAAUUCGACUUUAGUCAACAAUUUAUUAGAAUAA